AGGCUCUAUAAACGGCUAAUCUACCUGCGUCGCGCCCUAGCAAAACUACACGGCAGUGUCCAUUUGACAGGGCGCCGGGACAUCCGUUAGUUUUGUACAAUGGGCAACAAAGUUGUGACGUUCACUGAACAACAACUAGAGGACUAUCAGGACUGUACGUUCUUCACGAGAAAAGAAAUACUGAGGGUAUUCAAGAGGUUCAGAGAAGUGAACCCAGAGCUGGUGCCGAAGAGCAUGACGGAUAAUGAAGCUCAUACCAUUGCUGUUCCAGUCGAUCAGAUAGAAAAGUUACCAGAAUUAAAGGAAAACCCGUUCAAGCGGCGCAUCUGCCAGGUAUUCUCUCACGACGGCUCCGGAAAUCUUACUUUUGAGGAUUUCUUGGAUAUGAUGUCGGUGUUCAGUGAAGCCGCUCCACGGGAUAUCAAGGCUUGGUACGCGUUCCGUAUCUAUGACCUGGACGAUGACACGUACAUAGGACGGGAGGACCUUCUAGAAGCGACACAGUUACUUACAAAGGGAGAGCUUCAGCAGCACGAGCGGGAGGAGAUCGUGGCUAGCGUGUUGGAUGAAGCUGAUGUGGACGGUGAUGGGAGGCUGUCGUUUAUGGACUUCGAACACGUGGUCGUUAGAGCACCGGACUUUCUGUCUACGUUCCAUAUUAGAGUAUAGACUAUAGAGGUGAUUUUUGUUUGCUUUCUUUUGAUGUGCCGUUUUGUUUACUUUCCAUAUUAGAGUAUAGAGUACAGAUAUAAUGGAUUUAUUGUUGUUGGUAAUUGAAAAGUGC
Colias croceus (clouded yellow) is the source of this 784-nucleotide messenger RNA. It is a transcript of the gene Cib2, whose product is annotated as calcium and integrin-binding family member 3-like. Gene Ontology annotation, molecular function: calcium ion binding. NCBI's taxonomy places the organism in Eukaryota, Metazoa, Arthropoda, Insecta, Lepidoptera, Pieridae. Bases 100 to 669 code for a protein of 189 amino acids. The record is from RefSeq and is a predicted model, not a curated record. The transcript is spliced from 5 exons.